Molecule: messenger RNA, 5261 nt
Organism: Physcomitrium patens
Lineage: Eukaryota; Viridiplantae; Streptophyta; Bryopsida; Funariales; Funariaceae
Source: RefSeq, a predicted model, not a curated record
CCCCGCCACCGCCCCUCCCCUCUUGGUGAAGAGGGGGAGGGCGGGGAGAUCACUGAAGGAGGGAACCCUUUGAGAACACGGCUAUGGCGAUCGACGUUGGUCCCACGCCUCUUGCUGCCUCUGUCAGUACGCAUUCGGACUCACUCGCGUCUUCGUCUUCACAUCGCGAUGCCAACGAAAUCCUUCGCACAAUUUCUGAUGCACUAGCCUAGUCACGUUUGAUGCUUUCUCUUGAGGCUCCGAUUGGCAUUCUGCUUCGGGUCGCAAAUCCAUGGACGUUUGGUGUACCGGGGUGGCGUGGUGCCUUCGUUCCUGUAUCUGGCGAUGCAAUUUUGAUGUUUGGCUAGGUGUGCUUCACAUCCUCACGUCUCUGUUUCGACGAUCCGAGCUCAGGGUUGGAUGUCUUACAAUCCUUGCGUGCGAAAGUGCAGCGUGAUCUCGUGGGAAAAAUUUCCUUAGCACCCGUGCAGGCCCGGAGACUCACCCUGAAGGACCUCACAGGCACAGGAGCACUUUGCGCUGGACUUUGGUUUGCAGCAAAAGGGUUAACACCAUCUUAUGGAAAUAUGGAGACGUGCAUUUGUGAUGCUUAUGCAUUGUGGAUUGUAGAAGCACUUAGACGUUGUAUUGAGACACAUUAAAACGAAUUUAGGCGUUAUAUGCAUUUUAUUUUUGGAGCCGUGCAGCGUCUCUUGAACGUGUAUACAACCUGGCUCCAGCAGUUCCAGAUGUGGCUCUGGGUAGUCUAGCAAGUUAUUGGGAAUUUCUCGAGAUAAUCGUGAAUGGUUUAUUUUGGCCAUAUGAGUGUCAAGGCCUUGGUACUUGCAGGUUGGAAUGGAGGGAUCGUUGGAUUACUUUUAUACACAAUAAAUCAGUAGGGGUAGAGAUGAAGAAAUCGACACUGUGGGGCCAACAGGAGGACGGCUUUCAGAGAUUGUCAGUCUCGGAAUUGAUGCCUUCAGCUCCGUUUGUUUGUCAAGGGAGCUUUUUUAGGUGGAGAUUAUGUGGUGGAACUCACUGUUCUAACCAAAUUUGAUUGAUAAGGGCGCUAAGUAGUGAAGUUUAAAACUUUUCUAAUAGGUUAGGUGCGGAACAUGAAUUUGACUCAUCUGAUCUACACGCCGAGACCCACGGAAAGUGUGCUGAUUCCAGUCUAAUGGAAAGACUAGAACAGAAUAUUUUCUUGAAAUUCUUUUUAGUUAAGUUCAAACUCUUAAGUUCAGAUGUUAGGAAGUAGGUUCAAUAUCGUAAUUAUUGGAUCUUGGUAGAGAACAAUGGCCAAGCACAAUGGGCCAUCAGCUAUGAACAUGCGUGGACAACAUGUGGGUGUCUCUCUUUCUCCACAUCAUCCACAGCAGUAUGGUUCGCAGGUGACUAAUAUUAGCGAGAAUGUUCUUUCUCCGCACUCCCACGCUAGUCCAUCACCUUCAAUAGAUUUGAGCACUUUAUACCCUUCCUUCUCUUCAAACAUCACUUCCGAAUUUACAUCCGCUUUUUUUGAUUCAGAUUCUCAGAACUCGUUUGGCCGGAAUGUGGGUUCAGCCACUCUCAUUUCCCCUUCACAGUCACAGUCUUUACCACCAAAGCCGAUGAUCAAUGGUGGCUUAGUUCCAGCAGAUGAGUGGUCAGGCACAACGAUCGCGGGACCUGGAACACCAAAUACUCAACAGGGACAAGUCCUGCAAUAUUUACAAGGUCAAGGCCCUCCUGGGCAGACAGCAAACCAGACCAAGCAACCACAGUUUGUUUACGAGGGAAGGGUGGCAGCUAAUCCACAAGUCUUGCAGGCAACCAGCAACAACCAAUACCAAGCAGUGAUGAGUACGAGUAAACUUUCUGGAGGUUUUCCAGGGGGAAACCGAGACACGUUGCAGUCGUAUUCAAAUGAGGUAGUUCAAUGUAUCACCCCAAAAUCAUCUCAGGUGCCAAUACGUAGUCCUCAGCAUGCUGUGGAUAUCACUGCGAUGAAGUCUGAAUAUCCUGACAUGAAGCGUGUGAAGACCGAGUUUGGCAUGGAGGGAGUGAAAGCAGAGUAUACACAGGACUCAUUGACCCAAGAAGCUGUGUUAAGGUCCUCUCGAGACUCGGCCUAUCAAGAAGGAAGUUUUCAUGGGCCGAUAUCCUCUAAUCAAUUAUCAGUUUUUGAUGGGGAUUCAACAAACAGUAAUCACUCUGGGCUUGAAGGAGAUACCAAAGUUAAUCGUAGUGCUGCUCAUCAACUGGUUGGGUUGAUGCAGUCGGGAAACUUCCAGGCUGGAGAGAUCAGCAGUCCUCAGUCUGCCUACAGCAACGGACAAGCUUGUGGACUACAAUCUACUCAAAAUCGUGGGCAGCAAGGGCAGAGUCGCGCACAUACAAAUUUUUUAGGAAGUCAAAAAUUUACGCAGCAGAAUAAUUUCCAAAGCCAGCAGUCUCUUCAAUCUCUUCGCAGCUUGGGGUUGAUACAAGGAGGAAACUUCCAAGGUAGUCUGCAAUCUCUAGGUGGAGUACCACAACAAUCUAGUUUUGCAGGACAGAGUAAUGCGAAUCAUUUGGCUCAUUUUCAGCGUUCUCCUUCUCAACAGUCUCUUCUGCAAAUCACAUCAUCGAAUCCACUGUCACCCUAUCAAGCUCAGAAAAACACUACAUGUGCACAGCACGUUCAAGCUCAUGUUCAGGCCCAGGCUCAAGCUCAACCUCAGGCUCAUGCGCAUGCUCAAGCACAAGCUCAAGCUCAGGCUCAAGUUCAAGUUCAAGUUCAAGCACAAGCUCAGGCUCAGGUCCAGGCUCAAGAAAUGUCACAGGCGCACGCACAGGCGCAAGCAGCAAACCAGCAAGCGGCUCUGCAACACGCAGUAGCUAAUCAAGCUGCUAUUAUUCAAGCUCGACACGCACAAGGGGUUGGUUCUCAGCAGCAGCUCUUAUUGCAGCAACAGCGGUUUCAGUCAGGCCAAACACAAGCAUUUCAAGUGGCAAGUGGUUUGCCAUUAACUGGAGCUGGACAACAAAUGAUCACUCGUAUGCAGCCUGGAAUGCAGAAUCAGUUGUUACAGGGGCUUAAACUUAGCAACCCGCACCUAAUUCAAGGUUCAGGAUUAAAAUGCGAGAACAUGGGCAAUGGAUACAGAAGUCGUAUGCCACCAGCCAUUGUUUCAGAAUGUAAUCAUACAAUCGUGUCGUACAUUCAAGAGCAAAGAAAACGUCCCCCUGAUAACAAUAUCACGUUUUGGCGAGGACUUGUACACACCUUUUUUGAACCUGGAGCUUUAAAGCGCUGGUGCUUAAGCAGUUUCAAUACUUCUCCUGUCGGUCGGCAUGCCCAGGGUCUUUUCCCCAUGGAGUUUUGGUUCUGUAAUCUAUGUGGGGUGCAACCAGGACGAGGUUUCGAAUCUUGCACAGAUGUUCUGCCUCGGCUAUUCAAAAUUAAAUAUGACAGUGGUCUGCUGGACGAGCUUCUAUUUCUUGAUCUGGCUGAAGAAUAUGUUUUACCCUCUGGAAAAAUGGUUCUGGUGUACUUCGGCGCAGUGCACGAAUCAAUAUUUGCUGAAUUGAGGGUGAUCAGAUAUGGAACGCUUCGAGUGACGUUUAGUCCUUCAUACAAAAUCCAAGCUUGGGAGUUUUGCACAAAAAGUCAUGAAGAAUUAGUGCCGUACAAGAAUCUUCAAGAGCAGGCCCAGCAGCUAGACAACCUGGUAAUGGAGGCUGAACAAGAAGACUUCAACAAAAGCGUGGAAAAUUUGACUAAACACUGCAAUGCGUUCAUGACCACAGCAAGGCAACUGGCUGUAAAGCUGGACGCACCCAUUGUUAAUGAUCUUGGCUUCUCAAAACGAUAUGUUCGAUGCUUACAGAUUUCUGAGGUUGUUAACAGCAUGAAAGACUUGAUUUCAUACGAGAAGAAGUCUGGCCUUGGACCUAUACAGAGCCUAGUAGAGUUUCCAAGUGCUCGGAAAUUGCAGCAACAAGGUUUGCUUACAAAUCAUCCUAAUCAACCCUCACUGACGACCCUAAUAAAUCAUUUCACUCAAGGCACCCCUUGGCAGUCUUACUUGCAACAACAGGGGCAAGUAAACAUACAUUUUGGUGGGCAGGUAACAAUAGGAAAUGGACAACAAGGAGUUUCUCAUUUACAAGGUCACCUCCUCAGUCAGCUCCAACCUGGUCCUGCUCAAGGUCAGAGAUACCCAAAUACAUCAAAAAUGGCACAGACUUCAAACAACAUACAGUCACAGCUUCGGGGUCAAAUGGAUGCUCGGAACUUUGGCUUGGUACAGGCAGGACAAGCGUAUAAUAAUCAGAUGCAGCCACCCGGACCCCUGCCCUUGCCUGGGAUUACGCAGACUCACUUCGGAAAUCUUAUUCCCUGCAAUGGGUUGCCUGGUCAAUUACAGACUAAUAUGGUAUCGCAGGGUCUUACUCAACAAGGUCAGGCUGCUCACCCGGGUUGUGCUGUUGGUAGUGCUCAGUCUUUUCCUGGAAAUCAAGCAAAUGUGCAACUUAACCAUGCGCAAGAACUCUCUCAACUCCAGGGGCACUCAACAAUAAGCCAAGUUCCGUCUUCUGGGCUGAGCGGAAGCCACACCGCUUCACCUGUCUUCAAUCAGCUGUCGCAUUCAAAAUCAUUCCCAACAAUUUCGAAGCAACUUACCUCCCAACCAACAGGUCUGGUGCACUCGCAGUCGCAUAAUUCCCUCAACCAGCCGAUGGUGAAUGGGGGUCAGCAGAGCUUACCUGGUACUCCGCAAAGCGAAAUUAGUGACCUAAGGUCAAAUGCAUAGAUAGAUUCCUUCGUCGGCUUUGACUUCUUUUUUUGGUCUUAAAAUCUUGGUUGCCCCCUCCAUUUAUGCGGUGUGUAUAGUAAGAGGGGUUUUUGGGCUUUGAUAGGAGCUUACGUUUCUCAGAUGUUCUCCGACCAUGUUAUGUAGGUAGAUUCAGAGUGAUUUCCUAGUGGAACGAGCCAACAUCUUGGGUUGAUGUUGAAGGAUAUCCAAGCAUCUGGAUUUGGACCAGUGUAUUUUGUAUCAAAAUAUGUUUAGAGACAUCAUUCGAGGGAUAGGAUCACUUGACGAGGUGAAGGUUUAAGCUUUUAGUAGUAUCUGCAAUAUGUUAGAGUUCAAAUUGAAGCGAGGAACAAGAAAUAUUUAGCUUUUGGAACAGCGAUCCUGGAGGAAUUUCGCUGAUGUUCACAAGUUUAAGAGUUGGAUACUGUUGUGUAGAGAAACAGUGGGUCUUCUGCGAGGCUCCAUGUAAAAUAUCUGAAAGAUGAUCUCUCAUACCCUCCA